AUGGUCCUCAUCAACGCGUGGGCGAUCGGCAGGGACCCCAGGCACUGGGACGCGCCGGAGGAGUUCUCGCCGGAGCGGUUCGAGGGCGGCGGCGCCGUCGACUUCAAAGGGACGGGCUUCGAGUUCAUCCCGUUUGGGGCCGGGCGGCGGAUGUGCCCCGGCAUAGCGUUCGGGUUGGCCAACAUGGACCUCGCGCUCGCCUCCCUCCUCUACCACUUCGACUGGGCGCUGCCGGACGGGGUGCAGCCCGGCGAGCUGGACAUGACGGAGGCGCCGGGGAUCACGACCCGCCGCCUCUCCCGACUCCUGCUCGUUCCUACACUCCGCGUGCCGCUGCAAGGGGAGUAG
Messenger RNA from Miscanthus lutarioriparius, 348 nucleotides. NCBI's taxonomy places the organism in Eukaryota, Viridiplantae, Streptophyta, Magnoliopsida, Poales, Poaceae. The record is from the annotation of a GenBank genome assembly.